GACUAGGGGUGACGUCGCAGCUGCUAUCGUGUUUUUGGUGUUUCGUGUACUGCGGAGUGGAAAUUUGGCCAGAUUUGGAUUCACGGACGAUCGUCAUGGCUUCUCGCAAGCGCUCCGGCUCUGGAUCGAAGAGGCCGAAAGAAAAAGUGGUGCAUUUUUACGAAAUGAUGUGUCGCGGCGAGGAUCUCAAGCGGCAAGGAGAGCGGCAGUUUUGGGAGGAGUUUUUCCUUCUCCAACCAAAUAUGGAUGUGCUGGAAUCCGAAAUGAUUAAGCUGAAUUCCGAGCAAUAUUUGGUGGCAAAAGGCAACAUUUUGCAACUAUUCGGAGAAUGUAUCAAUAUGCUCUCAUCAAACAGCCCCAAGCGCAUUCAUAACGCCCUACAGACGAUAUGCGUAUAUAUUCAUGUACUAACUCGCAAGCAAUCUCUUACGAUGAUAAGCUCGGCUACCGCCGCGGAAACUAAUGGAAUUGGGCCAGGCGCAGCUACUACUUUUAUUAGUGUGUGCGAUGUAGAUGAAGAAUUGCGAUUGCUGCUGAGUCGUCUGAACGAAACUAUACUGUGCGAUGAUGUCGCCGAUAGUCCAAAGGACCUGUGUCUUAAAAUUCUCUUGAUCAUUGCUACGGGCAUGGAUAAUGUAAAUGAAAAUCAGCUUAUAGAGUUCAUUAUUGGCCAGAACUUUUUCGAGGCUUUCAAAAAGGUGCUAAGCGAUUCCUCUCUCCGUGCUUCCCAUGGGCAUGAUAUAGUUACACUACUGACGGUACUCGUUAAUUAUCGGAAACACGAAAGCAGCAACCCUUAUAUCGUAGAACUUUCGCUACUUGCCGAUGAAUUAGCAUUAAACGGGUACGGACAAGUAAUAUCAUGUGUACUGACCAUGUUCUGCAAGCAGCAUCUCCUGAACCUAACGGAACUUCCGUCGUCGUCGUCUUGGUUUUCAUCAUUGUCCAACAUUGUUGGGAACAUGUUUAUUUCUGAGGAACUCUGCUACAGAAGUCAGCAAAUUAGAGCCAACAACGCGCUUCUUCUGGCUUUGUAUGAAGCCAUUCAUCUAAAUCGGAAUUUCAUAACUACCCUAGCCCACACACAAGCUGAUUCAACGCCUCCAUCACCAUGUAACACGCUAAAUUCUAACGAAGGAACUCCUGAUUUAUCAUCUGCCGCAAUUAUUGAUGCCUCUCACUACUCUACCAAUUUAUUCGUGGCCCUCUUUCAAUAUUGCUCGAUUGUCAUGCAGGACCAUAAAAGUGAACUAAGCGCAAUCAACUUGAAACUCUGUCUUCUGAUUCUAACAUGCAUCGCAGAAGAUCAAUAUGCUAAUUCGAUGAUGCACGACACAAAUCUUACGUUCAAAGUAUCGCUUCAUCGGGCGCACAUGAGACAUCGAAAGAUAGCGUCCGAAAAAAUGUCCAAACCUCAACCAUUGGCCACAACUCUACUAGAUUUGCUGGUGGAAUUUGUCGUAUCACACCUGCUGAAAAAAUUUCCCAUCGAGCUAUAUUUACUGUGCAUCGGCAUAAUACACCGAAUAAUUGUGUACCAAAAGCGAUGCCGAGUCAGGCUAGCCUAUCAAUGGAAGGAAUUAUGGACGGCAAUGAUAAGUUUGCUCAAAUUUCUUAUUUACCAAGAGCAAAAUUUGAUCAAACGCUGUAACUUUUUUGAACUUGCACUACAGGUCGUUAACAUAUUAAAUCUUUUCAUAACAUAUGGAGAUACGUUUUUGGCAACAACGAACAGCUAUGAUGAACUGUACUAUGAAUUGAAUCGUGAAGAAAAAGUGUUUUGUGAAUUGCAUGCUCUGGUUUUAAGAUACGCAUCUUUGCAAGACUGCGAGUAUAAGGAGGAUGUAAUACGAUUGUUGAACGCGCUUUCGAAUAUUCUGGCGAUUAUUAAGCAUUUUCAAUUCAAAAUUAAAGAAUGGCUAGCUAGCCAAAGCUUGUCGACGCCAACAGAGCAGCAAAUCUUGGAGCAGAUACAAAAAAACUACGAUCUCACACUAAAACUACAGGACAGUCUGGACCACUAUGAAAGAUACAGUGAACGACCGAAGCAUGUUUUUUUUUUCGCUAACUUAGUGAAAGAAGUUAUGACUGAUACUAGAAAAUCGGUUUAUUAUCUCGUCAAACAAAGCAACAAGAACAACGCAUUAGAGUGCAACACAAUAAUUAGCCGUUCAGUUUCAUCCGGAGGUUUGUCUUCAUCUACUAUGCCAUUGUCAACUGAAAGCGCUACUUUAGCAGAGCACAAUUGAAGUGAUUGAUUAAAGUCUUAGCUAUAAGAAAAUAAUGGAAUGGAAUGUCUUUCUGCUUAUUCAGAUAAAAAUAACAUUUCUUUUUCCACAGACGCGGACCAGAAGAAUGGUUAAAAUUGCUUAUGGCCAUUAAUUAAUGUGCUGCAUCAAUAAAUGUUUUAGACGAACAAAUUAAUUCAAAAAAUGUAUCGCCUUCAAUUCAUACAGGAAGCCUGCAAAUAUCUUUAACCAACGAAUCGUGAUUCAUGACUUUGAGGGGUCAAAGAAUAUCGUCGGAUAAUAAAAUGUUAUAUAUUCGCUUGUU
Anopheles darlingi is the source of this 2553-nucleotide messenger RNA. RefSeq names its product armadillo-like helical domain-containing protein 3. The record is from RefSeq and is a predicted model, not a curated record. Lineage: Eukaryota; Metazoa; Arthropoda; Insecta; Diptera; Culicidae. Gene Ontology annotation, biological process: regulation of Golgi organization. The transcript is spliced from 6 exons. Gene Ontology annotation, cellular component: cytosol. The coding region runs from base 96 to 2249 and encodes 717 amino acids.